Molecule: messenger RNA, 1641 nt
Organism: Heterobasidion irregulare TC 32-1
Lineage: Eukaryota; Fungi; Basidiomycota; Agaricomycetes; Russulales; Bondarzewiaceae
Exons: 3
Coding region: 1-900 (299 amino acids)
Source: RefSeq, a predicted model, not a curated record
AUGGACGACGAGCCCGACGGCAAUGGACGCAGUUUCCGCGCACAGGUAAUUCUACAGAUGCUCUUUGCAGUAACGCAAAAUCAGCAGCGCCGCGAGGAAGAGGAGCUGCGCACAAUGGGAGCAGACAUUAUCGAGAGAUCUGACAAUGAGAGAGGUAAGUCGGUAGCUCAUAGGAAGGGAGUCAUGUGGCCACCAGAGCAUAACGCACUGUUCACAGUGGAUCAGAUCACGCCGAAUGACCACAGCGGACAAGACAAGGACAUCAAAAUGGCACCCCCAAAUCGAUCUAUCGGUCCUUGCGACGCUGUAAUCCAACUCAAACAGAAGCUCGUAUCGAAUUUGGAGAGCACGGAUAUAUUUUCAUGGGUGUCUAGCGAUCGCAACGAUGCUUUGACGGACUUGAGAGUGCACAGCAAAUGUCAUAGAGAGAUCUGGCGCACAUUGGAAGUGCUGGAGGAGCAAAGAGACCAAGACAGCGGCCUUGGCAAGUCGAUGUCAGCUAUCGCGAAGAGCAGACAAGAAAUAUUCACAGCGCUCACGCGCGAGAACUUCUACUGUUCACCAGCCCUCUCACUCAACCACCGCCUCGCCGCGGCGAAGCUUUUGGGCUUCCUUUGCGCCUCUCCUCCUUCACUCAGCAUCUUGGAGAAGGUCUCCGUCUAUCGUGAUGUUCUUCACACACGACAUUACGUUCGCGAGGGAGAAGACCUUGCUGACCUCCUUCGUGCCCUCGAGGCCCUGUGUCAGUGUUCGGACCUUUGGUAUCUCACGUUGGCAUUGGAGGAGCGUGCAUCUUUGAUGCGACAGGCGCUCGUACUUUCCCAUGCCGACAAACACCUUAUCACCUCCCUUGCGAAUGUUCUAUUGAUGAUGUAUGGCCGCAGCUCGCAGAGGAAAUGAGGCAGCGCGAGGCAGGGUUGGACUGUGCGGUGCUGAGCACGAUGGAGACCCAUCUGAAUGAGACCGGCUCCUCCUUGCCCGACAUCGACACGUGGCUAAAGCUACAUUGCAGGAUCACCACUCUUGCCCCAACCACGCACGUGGACUGCCCUGAACGACUGAUGACGCUCGAGACCGCGAUGAGGGAGCGGGGUUCAUCUGCGAGGGACCGUAUCGAGGCGCUCAAGGAGGCUGAGAGGCUGACGAGCUUAGGUUUCGGAGUGAGUAGCCGAUUGAAGGUCCUGAACGAGCUUGUACGCCAAUGUAGAACGAUCGGGACGGAGGAUGCCUCACAAGAAGCGUCACGGCUCACUGAAGCCGCAUGGGGCCUCAUCAGGGGCUCCUGGCAUACUAUGCGGAAGCUUACCGAGCUCACGCGUAAAAAACAACCACACCCAUUUGACCACCCUCAUGAUAAGUCCCACACCUCUAGUCUCUACUCCGCAUCCCUCGCCUUCGAUGCUACCGCCCAGCCGAUGCGAUACGCCCUCCCACAGCUUCUCUGGGUAAACCCUUCCCGUGCCGAGCAUCGUAUGCUCAGUAACCCCGCCCAUAAGAUGGAAGACUACGCGCACGCAUUCAGACGCGGGGCGCUCGCGCUUGGAGACAUCGCUACAAUGGAGCAUGGAAGCCAAGAGAGGGCGCACGCGUGCGUUGCACAUGCAUUAGCGCUAGUCGCGACGAAUAGAGUGGAUGUACUGG